AUGAAAAAAAAACACUCUCCUGCUUUAACAACAGCUCAUAAAGAUUUACGAUUAAGUUGGGCUAAAGACCAUAUGACCUGGAACAAUGAAUGGCACAAAGUUGUUUGGUCUGAUGAAAAAAAAUUUAAUUUGGAUGGUCCUGAUGGUUUUUCUUACUACUGGCAUGAUCUCCGUAAAGAGGAAGAGAUUUUUUCAACUCGUCCUCAAGGUGGUGGUAGCGUUAUGAUUUGGGCGUCGUUUGGUUGGGGUGGUAAAAGUUCAAUAUGUUUUGUGGACGGUCGAAUGAACGCAAAAGGAUAUCGAGAGGUGUUGAAAAAGCAUCUCAUUGAUAUCGGUAGCUGUAUGGGUGGGUCUGAUUGGAUCUUUCAGCAGGAUAAUGCACCAAUUCAUCGAGCAAAAGUCAAUCUCACUUGGUUUAAAUCGCAAAAAAUCAAUGUUUUACCUUGGCCAUCGUUAUCGCCUGAUUUAAAUCCAAUUGAAAAUCUUUGGGGAAUACUAGCAAGGAAGGUCUAUGUGGGUGGUAAACAAUUUAGAUCAAAAGAACAGUUAAAAACUGCCAUUCUGAAAUCUUGGGAAGAAAUCAGCAUCGAACAACUCCGGGCUCUAGUCGAAUCGAUGCCUGAAAGAAUAUUUGAAGUUAUUAAGCUAAAUGGAGCCAAGACAAAAUAUUGA
Molecule: messenger RNA, 672 nt
Organism: Rotaria sp. Silwood1
Lineage: Eukaryota; Metazoa; Rotifera; Eurotatoria; Philodinida; Philodinidae
Source: the annotation of a GenBank genome assembly